AGCAGGGGGAGGGGAGGAACUCCAGGUCCUGAACUCAAAGUCCAGUGCCUUUCCGCCUCAGGGUGUCCACUGUUCAGUUUCCACACAGUGGUGGCCUUUGGAGUCAACUUUUCCUCAAGGGGGCAAGGAAUUGUUUCAGUGCCUUAACCAGGAGUCUUUUUCAGUGUAUGUUCAGUGUGGAGCCAUCCUUCUAAACCUCCCUUUCCUUCCCCAACACCCUGCCAUCCUAGGAGCUGCACUGCUGUGAGAGCAGGAGUGAAGCAGGUCUCCCAAGAGAUUGGUGGCAACCACUGAGGUUCUUAACCCUCGUCACCCUUGGCCAAUUUCCUAACAGUCCGCUCUUCUGACAACACAAAAGUCCAAUGUCUUUCAUAUCAUUUUGAACCUUCCCUGUAAACUGAUGUUGAUGUGCAAUAUGAAAAGAAGAAUCAAACAAGACUUUAAAGAGGUGCUCCCAUGAUUCUCGUGCAGAUGGGGCCACAUGCAUGAUGAGCAUGGAUUCCAAAGAACAAGGGUCUCUCAUGCAGACAGGAAAUACACAACCCCGUGAGCAGGGCUUCCAGGCUAGCAUUGGCCAAUUAGAACUUAGAGGAAGCUGGUUGUGUGAAUGGGGGUUGGACGUCAGUGGAUAGAUGGCAGGUGCACAUCCAUUUCAUGGGGAUUGAUUUUAACCCCUAGGAAAACCAGGACUAUAGGAUGUUAGGAAGGGGAAGGUUUCCUAUCCCUUACUUCUGUCCUUAGUCCCAUUAAUUCCAGAUACUCAAUCUGUAUAUUUGGCGCCUCCAAAUUCCACAUCACCCAAAGAGCCUAUAGACACUGUGUCUGUGUGUGCGCGUGCGUGUGCGCAGGCAAAUGAUUUUGUGGGUGAGCCAAGAUAGCACUCUUUUUUUUUUCAAAGUAGCACUCUUGAGUCUCCUAAUCCAAGUUCUCUUUCUCACAGGGUGACUAAUAUUAGCUGAAUAUAUUACACUGUUUGGGUAGAGAUGCCAUAUAAAGUACAGAACCCCAGCUAAAUGCAAAAUUCAAAUCAACUGGGAACAAAUUUCCAUUAAAAGCUAUAUCCAAAAUAUUGCAUGGGACACAAUUAUUCUAAAAGCUGAUCCCUAUUAUCUGAAAUUCUAACUCAAUUGAGCAUCCAUUAUUUCAUAUGCUAAAUCCAGCCACCCUAUUCCACAGGGUCCUUGAAAUGUAAAGGACUGUAGAACUCCAUGUUCCCAGAAUCCAGUCUCCAGAAAUAAGGACAGGAGCCACAGUAUCAGCAUAAAGUCAAUCACUGGGCACACUCACACCUAGUUUGGAAUAUGGGUCAACUUUUAGCCACAGAAAAAAAUACAAGCAUUUUUUGAAAAUGAACAUAGCUCACAUGUACUUUUAGUUGCAUAAUCCGUCUCUCUGAAGAUUUGAACGUCACAGAUAACACUGGUUUCCUGCGAGAAAGGGGCUUGGUGCCCAGGAGUAAGAGGUGGGAGGAAGAGUCAUCACUGCACAUUCGUUUAUGUCCUUUGACAUUGAACCACACAAAGCUAUUGAUUCUUUGAGAUAUUCCACUAAAAGAAGGAAAAAUGUUAACAGUCAAUGUUGAAUGACAGCACAGGAUGCUGGGAAACAAAAAGUAGAGAUUUCUGGUCCUGCAUGUGUGGGCUGCACGACCUUUGUCUGAUAGGCUGGGGCUUUCCAGCAGAGGAGAGCAUUAGUAAGGCUCGUCCUGCUGGAGUCUGAGCAGCUUCCAGCACCGGAGGGCGGCGAGGACAGAAGGACCCGUGUGCAAGCAGGCACGCGGGAUCUGCUGAGACCAUGCUCAUUUGGAACCUCAGUUCCAUGUGGCCUUCAGGACCCAUGUGUUCAUCACAAUACAUGUUCUGAAUCUUGUUCGGAAAGUCCGGCCUCGGUUGAAGUGAGUCAAGAGCCAGGUGGGAAGCAGACUGGGUUGAGGGACACAAACUCGGCCGAUGGAUGAAAACGGAAGCAAAGGACCACCGAGUAACACCUCGGUGCUCGGAAUCUGAACAACUUGUAUAAAUUGCCUCCAAAGGCACACAGCAAUUGUGUUGCCCCUGUGUCAUUUGAGAGGGACUUGUGGUCCUUGCCUACCUGCCAGAGCCCUCAGGGAAUGUCUCCCCACCGCCACCCAGGGCCCUGGCCCUCGGCCCCUCCCCCACGGCAGAAUGUCAGGAGCCCUACAUUCUGUCCCUGUUUACAUUCAAACUUUUCCCUCCUUAAUUGGAUCUUGAGCAUCUGCCGGAGCAGGUCGCUGUCUGGGACCUGGACUUGACGUUUCUCAUUGUGGUGGCUGUAGGAUACAGUGGUCCCUGCCCAAGCCUGCGGGGAUGGCUUCAGAAGGAGCAUCUCCAGUGCUGGGACCGCAUGUGGCCAUGGACCCGGAGGCCUCCGUGUCUUCUUUGACGGCACAGCCGUUUCCCCCACCUGCUGCUGGCGCCUCGCACUGGUCACCCCGGGGGCAGCACUCGCCGCCCCACGUGACCCCGCCAUUCACGCCUGGCAGCCCCGUGGUGCUGCCCACUUUCUGCAGGAGACCGCUGGUGGCAGGAGAUGCCGUCCAUGGCCCAGGUGGGACCCAGGCCUGUAACGUCAUCGUCCAGGUCAGGUCAGAGUGGGGGCCCGCAGAUGCCCCCCAGACUCAGACCGUCGUCCUCACCCAGGCCCCCGUUCGCUGGAGUCCUCCCGGGGCCCUCUGUGGGGGUGCUGCGUGUCCCACGCCCCUGUUCCUGGCAACGUCGGCAGCGGAGAGCCCCGUGUCCGCGCCAGCCGUCGGGGGCACCUGGGCCGGCAAGGGAGGCUCCAGCCCAGGCCUUCGACCUCAGGCUCCCCCCCCGGCCGUCCGGCUGGCCCCCAUGGUGCCCCCGGGGACCGCAGGGCCGCAGUCCCCCGCAGCUGCCAGGGAGGGCAGCCUGGCCAGCGGCCCCGCCAAGGCCUCGCCCACGGACUCCUGUAGCCUCAAGAGUGUGUACGAGAACUUCAGACGCUGGCAGUGCUUCAAGGUCCUGGCCCGCAGGCACCUCCCGCAGAGCCCCGACGCCGAAGCCCUCUCCUGCUUUCUCAUCCCGGUGCUUCGGUCCCUGGCCCGCCUGAAGCCCACCAUGACGCUGGAGGAGGGAGUGUGGCGGGCCGUGCAGGAGUGGCGGUGCAGAAGCAACUUUGACCGGGUCAUCUACUACGAGAUGGCAGGAAAGUUCAUGGAGUUUGAGGCAGAGGAGGAGAUACAGAUUCAGAAGCUGCAGUGGGUGAAGGUGGCCCAGGGCGCAUCUGCUCCAGCCCCACCCAAGCCUGGAACACAGGGGUCCCCAGCCCUGGAGGGGGGCCGGCAGCCAGCCUGCAUUCCCAGGAAGGCCGGCUCCAGGGCCCAGCCACCCUGCCCGCAGCCACACAGACCCCCGCAGCCCAAGGCACCCAAGGAGAUCCCCCCUGAGGCUGUGAGAGAGUACGUGGACAUCAUGGAGGGGCUGCUGGGGCCUGCCUGCUCAGCCCCGGGGGCGCUAGCGGGUGAAUGGGGACAGGACGGAGAGGAGCCACGGCAGGACGAGGACGCCAUCUACCUGGACCCGGGUCUUCUCAGCUACAUUGACAAGCUGUGUUCCCAGGAAGACUUCAUCACCAAGGUGGAGGCAGUCAUUCACCCGCGAUUCCUGGCAGAACUGCUUUCUUCAGAACCACAGCUGGAUCUUUUGGCCCUCGCUGAGAAAUUGGAGCAGGAGGAAGGACUCUCCCUUGCAGAGCUGGUAGAGAAGAGACUGGUGGCCUUGGCGGUGGAGGACGGUGUGCCCACAACCCCGAGUCACUGUGCAGCGACACUGGGCUCCGGGCCUGAGGGUGAGGCCAGGGCCCGGCCAGGGGUCAGCCGUGAAGCCUGCCCAGCAGACAGCGAGUGCCAGGACCUCCGGAGGCACAGCCGGGCACACGCGCACCCGUGCAGACCCAGAUCCUUUGCCGCGUCUCCAGGACAACAGGAGCUGCCUGCCCUCCGGGCUGGUGGGCUCUCCUCUCCUCCCCAGGGGCCAGGGCGCACCCCUCCUCGGCCGGGCCCCAGGGAUGCCCCCGUGUUCAGAGAGGCCCCCCCUGCUAGGGAGCCUGGCGGGCCAGCAGAUGGGUCCAGUGAGGACGAGGAGGAGCUGCCCAGCCUGGCCUUCCUCCUGGCCUCUCGGCACAGCCUGCUGCCCUGGGGGCUCUCCCAGAGUCCUGCUCCGGCCCCGGGCCUCCCCAGCCCUGGAGGGCGCGGGCCGCAGGGAGCUGCCCAGGUCCCCGCUGCUCAGAGAAUAGGCCGCAGCCCAGCCGCUCCCCCAGCUGCCAAGUCCAGAAAGCGGGCUCUGCGUGCGGGUCUGGCCGCUGCUGCCGGGAAGACGCCCCUCCCAGGGGCCAGCCUCAGGGGCUCGGUGCGGGCCCUGGCCGUGGGGCUGCUUCGGCCCUCUCUGCCUCCAAAGAGAAGGUGUGGCUCCUUUGUCCCAGGGAGGAGGAAAAAGCAGCACUGCAGCCCGUAGGGAGCCCUGGGCCCACCCUUCAGUGCUGAUCCUGGCUGGG
Molecule: messenger RNA, 4533 nt
Organism: Leopardus geoffroyi (Geoffroy's cat)
Lineage: Eukaryota; Metazoa; Chordata; Mammalia; Carnivora; Felidae
Product: NUT family member 2G-like
Exons: 7
Coding region: 2328-4493 (721 amino acids)
Source: RefSeq, a predicted model, not a curated record